Molecule: messenger RNA, 689 nt
Organism: Drosophila subobscura
Lineage: Eukaryota; Metazoa; Arthropoda; Insecta; Diptera; Drosophilidae
Exons: 3
Coding region: 59-520 (153 amino acids)
Source: RefSeq, a predicted model, not a curated record
ACGUCAGAUUUUCACAGCUUUUUCGAGAAACAGACACGAGUAUGCCCCAAAUUGGAGCAUGUUAUUGAGAACAUGUUGCGGUUGCUGUAGCUUGAGGUACGGAUGCUUCCUGGUUGCCAUGUACACGGCCCUCACCUAUACGCUGCAGCUGGUGGCCCUGCUGAUGUAUGGAUUCAUUGAAGAGUACGCCGAGAGCCAGAUCUUCUACUUGUUUCUGUCCGUUCCCUGCGCCAUCGGUGUGGCCGUGUCCAUAGUCCUGUUCGUGGGCGCACUGAAGAAAAAGAAAAAUCUCUUGUUCCCCUGGCUGAUAACGUUUGGCGUAAUUUCGAUUGUCCUUAUAUUGGCUCUAAUCGGCAGCCUCAUUGCGGGCUCCACCCAGGACAAUGUGGAGGAGAAUCACGUUGGCUCUGGCUUCAUGCGACGACCCUUCAUUCAGACAUUCAACCUGCUAGUGCAUUUGUAUGCCUAUUUGGUCGUCUUCUCCCACUACUUUGAGCUGAGGGAUGAGAACAUUUUUUGAUCAAGUAGCCAAUCAUCUUCCCAUCUCCCCGCCUGUCAACAAUCUCAAUCUAAAAUGUUUGUUUGGGUUCAUUCAGUAGAAGAACAUAAAGCCUCUCACACACUAAAAAUUAAAAAUUGAAAUUGUUUCCCUUAAAAUAGUUCCUUGAGCAACAGUAACUGCCACCAAA